AUGGGUGCCUUGAAAAGGGGUGUUGACGGUAAUGUGAUAUACGAUGGGGGUUUAGUAACUGAGAUACACAGGGUGAGUAUGGAGACAUGUAAUUUAUUCUUCGUUGAGGGGUUAUUUCUAGACUUGGGUUACCCUGGAUACAAUGAGGUGUACUGGCUAGGACCUGGUUUAGACUUAGGUAAGGGUCUUAGAGUGCUUAGGACAGAUGCUGAAGUCAUGAGAAUGUGUGAGAGUGCGAUGAAGAAUGACAACACUGUCCACCUAUAUUUUGAUCAUCCAAUUGAUGCAAACCCUGAAAUCCUUGAUGAAGAAGUCGUGUCUGAUGGUAGCAGUGAUAGUGUGGUUGAAGUCAAUCCAGCUGGUGAUAAUGUCAACAAGGUUAAAAUUACUAAUAAGGUUGACGGUCAGGCUAAUGAGAAGGAGAAUGAAAGUGUGAAUGAGACCAGUGGUGAGGUUAAUGAAUUGGAUAUGGUGUUGAGUGUGGUUGUGAAGGAGAAUGUGAAUGAGGUUGUAAAUGAGACCACUAUUGAUGUUAACGAGUCGAACAAAGGUGAGAGUGAUGCAGAAGAAGAAGCUGCGAAUGACGGAAAUAUGGAGAAAGACACUGAAGGAGCAUCAGCUCCAGAGAAACCUUCUAAGAAGGUUAGAAAGAGACAUCCAAGACCACCACCUAGUGGUUUACCCCGAGAAAGAAGAGCUGCCGAGAAUGAGGUUCCUGAGAGUAAUCCUCGAGAAGCUGAAGCUGUGAAUGAACCCACAGAGGAGACCAAUGCUGAUGAUGUUGCUGAUCUGAAUGAAGGUUCUGAUUUUGGAGAACCUUUUGUGGAUGAGCAAAGGGCAGAUGAACCUGUUACAGAAAGCCCAACAGAUAAUGUAACACAAACAAGUGAGAGGAACAAUGCAAGGAGAAAUCAUCCAAGGCCUCAACCGUCUGGGCAAAGAAUUGUACCUGGAAAGGAGGAUGAAGCACCAAGGGUAGAGGUGCCUAACCCGAAUAGAGAAGAUGGCGAUAGUGAACCUGAGAUGUACCAAUAUGAAUCUGAAGAACUAUGUAGCCCUCCUGCAUCUGAUGAUGAAGAGGAAGAGGCAACACCAACUUUUGUAAGGGGCAACCCAGUUCUAUCAAGAGGAAGAGGCAGCACCACUCGAAGAGGACUGUCAGCCACUACAACACCUCCAACUCCAGCACAAAAUGCAGCAGCUGCACCAUUACCCCCUGUUCAACCUAGGAUUGUCAGGCCUGAUGUUGGGUCUAGAUCCCAAAUUCCUGCAUCUCCAUCCAAUGUUGGGUCAUUGCCUCAAGGUUCAUUACUUAGGCCCAUUCUUCAGGCCCAACCUAUAGCACCAUUUAGGCCACCAACUGUGACUAGGGAGACCAUGGCAGCAGCAAGUCCAGCCAUACAGAGCAGGUUCACAGGCUUCAUGCUCACCCCAUCCUUGAAGAAGAAAAAGCCAUCCGGACCACCACCAUCAAAGCCAUCAACAAAUGACAAGAAAUAA
This is a messenger RNA of Arachis stenosperma, 1500 nucleotides long. RefSeq lists its product as uncharacterized. Lineage: Eukaryota; Viridiplantae; Streptophyta; Magnoliopsida; Fabales; Fabaceae. The transcript is spliced from 2 exons. The record is from RefSeq and is a predicted model, not a curated record. Bases 1 to 1500 code for a protein of 499 amino acids.